AUGUCUAUGAAGGCUGUCGCUCUUCUUGGAAUCUGGUCUGGUGUUCAAGCUCGGAAGCAUACAACUCCUGUGGGGUCUACAGCGAGAUACAACUCUUCACAAUCAGCGGUGUGUGCAAUAUGGCUCUUUGCAAAUAUUUGGUUCGUGAACGUUUUGCGUGCUAAGAUGCCGGCUCUCCAAUUCCCAGUCAUCGUGUACAGCAUUUUUACGAACAUUGCUUUUACCUACGGCCCAUUAUUUCCCACCAUUGCUGCCGGAGAAGCUCUCGUUAAGCAACUGUUGGAGGGGUUUCUCACGGCUUUCGCGAUUUCAACCGGCGUCAGUCUCUUCAUCAUUCCGGUAAGCUCAAGGACAGUUGUAUUCAAGGAGCAAACUGGAUACAUUCAGUUAAUCCGAGCCACAAUGAGAGCCCAGACGGAAUAUCUGCAGAGUCUGGAAACAAGCGAUAUGUUCGCACCUGAAGAGCCUGCCGGGGACGACGGUGAGAAGUCCGAUGACGGCAAAAAGGGGAAGAAAAGCAAGAAAAGAGACGACAAGUCACACCCAGCAGCAAAUGCCCAAGCUGUGGCUUUAAAAGCAAACCUCGCAGCUCUCACUGGCCUACACGGAAAGUUACAUGGCGAUAUGAGCUUUGGGAAACGAGAAACUGCAUGGGGCAAGCUCGACGCUAAAGACAUUGACGAAAUUUUCACAUUGUUCAGGGCCAUAUUAGUUCCUUUAAUAGGAAUGAGUACUAUCACGGAUAUCUUCGAAAGGAUUGCUGAACGACGUGGUUGGGUCGAAGUUCCGAAUUCGAAAUUUGACAGAGUGGAAUCUUGGGAAGCUUGCGGGACAGAAGCGAAGGAAAAGGAGAAGAAAACCUGGAAUGAGAUCAUGAAGACAUUGCACGAGCCAUUCGAAGUGGUCACGGCAGCCAUGGAUGAAGGCAUUGAGCACGCAGGCCUGCUUCUCGAGCUCAUACCCAAGCCAAAGGAAAAGAAAGAAGAAGAUGUCGAGGAGAAAGCAGAUUGUUCAAAGCCGGGAGACAAAGAUUUCGCUAAGUACUUCGAUAAGAAGAUGUUGGACUUUUACAGCAAGCGAGGAGAGACCUUAAAGACCUGGGCGAGGCAAAAGGGAAUAUCCGAAAGUCAGUUCAAUGCUACCAAAAGCCCUGCCCGAGGAGAGGACUGGACUCCCGACGAAGCACAACAUCGCCGGGAUCAGCAACAGCUUUAUCUCAUCCUAUACCUUGAGCAUCUCCUGUACUCCACAGGCAUUGCAAUUUCGAAUCUCAUCAAAUUUGCAGAUCGGAAAGUCGAGGAAGGAACAAUGUCAAAGAAUCGUUUUAUCUUCCCUGGCAAGCGAAGAUUGAAGAAGUGGAUUAUGAAUAUUGGUCGUGAAGACACGACAAUCGAUACUGAAUCCCCCGACUCCGCGGAAGCUGGCACAAAUACUGUUUAUCUGGGCUCUGGAUUCAAUCCGAAGAAAGAUCCGGAACAUCUGCCGCCGCAGACAGCUUGGCAGCAUUUUGGGAAUGGGCUGAGGACUAUCCCUCACUUUUUAGGAUCAGCAGAGUCAGCCUUUGGAUUUCGAGUUGCCUGCGCGACAUUGACUAUAGGCAUCGUGGCUUUCUUGGAAGAUACACAAACCUUUUUCAUGGAACAGCGGCUAGUAUGGGCAAUGAUAAUUAUCGCCAUUGGCAUGUCCAUGACUUCCGGACAAUCGAUCUUCGGCUUCAUCGGCAGAGUCGUUGGCACCGCUUUCGCAAUGGUCUUCUCUAUCGUGAUCUGGUAUAUCGUGGAUCAGAAGGCCCCGGGCGCUAUCGUGAUGCUUUGGCUCUUCGUAUUUUUGGAAAUGUACUUCUUCAUCAAGUUCCAACGCUUCAUUGGCAUCUUUUUGGUAGCGAUUAUCACACAAAUCCUCAUCAUUGGCUAUGAGCUACAGGUCCGCAAGAUAGGUAUCGCCGCAGCGAGUUCAUCAGGUCAGCCUUACUAUCCAAUUUACGAACUUGCACCCUAUCGACUGGCCUGUGUUGCUGGUGGUUCCUUUGUGGCAUUUAUCUGGACCAUCUUCCCAUAUCCCCUCACCGACCGCAGCUGGCUCCGCAAAGACCUCGGCUCAACGCUCUAUCUUCUUGCCAAUUACUAUAGCAUUAUACACUCAACAGUUGGCGCCAGAAUGCACGACACCGAAGGUGAUCCCAGUUUGAAAUCAUCUCCCGGUCGGCGCCUUGAGAAAGCACGCCACAAUAUUUUCGGGAAACUGCUUCUCCUUCUGCCAUCCCUGAAACAGCAUGCCGAUUUCCAGAAAUUCGAACUGUCUAUCGGCGGUAAAUUUCCGCGCUCAACAUAUGAUGCGAUCAUCCUUCGUGCCACGGGAAUCAUGAACUACUUGACCCUAAUGUCCUACGCAACCAAUGCCUGGGUUAACGACGAUGGAGCUCUAUAUCUCAACACACGUUCCGAGAGACGUAGCGAGUGGCUAGAUGCCCUCAGCACACUCGUCGACAUCGUCAGACCAACGAGUCACGGUAUAACUUCUAUCCUCUCCCUCCUCUCUGCCUCUGUGACUCAAGGAUCUGCUCUGCCACCUUUUAUCCAACUUCCUGAACCCUACGACCUUAGUCGUCGUCUUGAAGCUUUAGAUAAAGGUAUCCUGGAUGCGAGACAUAUUGAAGAGCCAGGUUACUCGGCGUAUGCUGUGCUCCAGGUUUGCAGUAGCUUGGUCACGGAUGAUCUGGCGAGGUUGGUGGAUCAUGUUAAGGAUUUGGUGGGGGAGACGGACUUCUCGUUCAAGGUUUCGAUGUCUGAGAGCAAUAUGGAUAGUACGGCUUCUGAGACGAGUUCUGGGAAGGGGAAGAAGGAUUAG
This is a messenger RNA of Hyaloscypha bicolor E, 2847 nucleotides long. RefSeq lists its product as uncharacterized. The coding region runs from base 1 to 2847 and encodes 948 amino acids. Lineage: Eukaryota; Fungi; Ascomycota; Leotiomycetes; Helotiales; Hyaloscyphaceae. The record is from RefSeq and is a predicted model, not a curated record. The transcript has 8 exons.